Molecule: messenger RNA, 294 nt
Organism: Closterium sp. Naga37s-1
Lineage: Eukaryota; Viridiplantae; Streptophyta; Zygnematophyceae; Desmidiales; Closteriaceae
Source: the annotation of a GenBank genome assembly
AUGGCGGCUGUCAAGUGGAGCCCCAUCUGCCUGCUGCUGUUGCUCUUGCAGGUAAGCAGCGUGCUGGCAGCGAGCAGUGCAAGUCGAUUCGUCCUGCAUGCUCGCUCACAACCGCGCUCGCUGAACACUCCGUGGACGGCCAUCCGCACUGCUGCUCUUGCGGACGCUAAGAUGGUGUUGGACGCCAAGACAGACACCAAGACGGUGCUGGUGGGAUGGAGGUACACGCGGUGGCAUCCCAGGGUGAAGUCGUGGCCGGCCCCACGCAUCCAUGAGGGCGACACUGUUGGUUAG